This is a messenger RNA of Malus domestica (apple), 1377 nucleotides long. Its product is annotated as probable S-adenosylmethionine carrier 2, chloroplastic. Lineage: Eukaryota; Viridiplantae; Streptophyta; Magnoliopsida; Rosales; Rosaceae. Gene Ontology annotation, biological process: transmembrane transport. Gene Ontology annotation, molecular function: S-adenosyl-L-methionine transmembrane transporter activity. Gene Ontology annotation, cellular component: chloroplast envelope; mitochondrial inner membrane. The record is from RefSeq and is a predicted model, not a curated record.
AUUACCCUUUCCAAAAUUUCUCUGCUCAGUCGGAUUACAAACUGGAAGCCCCGCACAGCGAAAAAUCUUCGAACGGCGACGAUGCAAACCAAAACUUCUCAAUCACAUUCACCUGCCAUCAGCAUGGGUAGCUCUGAGAAGGUGCCAAAUGGCUGCUUGACAACAGCUAGUGAUAGAGAUGAUACACCUUUCGAUCUUUUACGCGAUUUUUAUGAUGGUGUCAUAGCUGGCGGUGCUGCUGGUGUUUUUGUAGAAGCAGCUUUAUACCCUAUUGACACAAUAAAAACUCGAUUACAGGUUGCCCAUGCUGGAGGGCAAAUUAUGUUGAAGGGUCUGUAUUCAGGAUUGGCUGGAAACCUUGCUGGUGUCUUGCCGGCUUCUGCCAUAUUUGUUGGUGUUUAUGAACCUACAAAGCAGAAACUUCUGAACGUAUUGCCAGAAAACCUUAGUGCUUUAGCUCAUUUGACUGCAGGUGCCAUUGCAGGUGCUGCUUCUUCUGUUGUACGAGUUCCAACAGAGGUUGUCAAGCAACGGAUGCAAACCGCACAGUUUUCCUCAGCCCCAGAUGCUGUCCGUCUUAUUCUUGCUAAGGAGGGUUUCAAAGGUCUUUAUGCGGGGUAUGGAUCAUUCCUACUGCGAGAUUUACCAUUUGAUGCUGUUCAGUUUUGCAUCUACGAGCAGCUUCGAAUAGGAUUUAAACUAGCGGCACGAAGAGAUCUGAAAGACCCUGAGGUUGCUUUAAUUGGUGCUUUUGCUGGUGCAAUAACUGGAGCUAUAACUACUCCUCUUGACGUGAUAAAAACGAGAUUAAUGGUUCAGGGAUCAGGAAACCAGUACCAAGGAAUUUGUGAUUGUGUUGGGACCAUAAUGAGAGAAGAAGGAAGUCAUGCUUUUUGGAAGGCUUCCGUGGCAAAUUGACAUAGAUGCCAAAUCAAGCUAGGAAUUGGUGUCAUUGCUGGAAUGCAAGAAACAUCUUUUGUGUCCGUUGGGACUCUCUGCUGUAGAAUUGGCUCCUCGGAUUGAGAGGCUCUAAGAAAUCUGAUUUUCUAAGGGCUUUAUAUUGAAGACUUUUAACCAAUGUCUCUCUUUUCAGUUCAGCAUCCCCAUAGACUUCCUAUCUUUAAUUCUAGGGUUAUAUUUGGAGUUUACUCUCCCUUCCCUCUUCUCAUUAUGCUUUCAUUGCUUGUCGGAUACAUUAUGUUUGUUUAUUCGUUUCAUAAUAAUUAGAAGACUAAGUGAUUCCGGACUUAGUGAUAUUUUCUAUGAUCUUUGCGUGUUGAAAAGUAGACGGUUGGGAUCAUUGAACUGCGUUGAUUGUUGGGCCCGCAUGCAAUUCCUUUCGAUGAGAAACAAAAGGAACCCGUAUUAAGCUUCUCU